Messenger RNA from Rhincodon typus (whale shark), 5770 nucleotides. RefSeq names its product dermatan-sulfate epimerase-like protein. Bases 73 to 3651 code for a protein of 1192 amino acids. The transcript is spliced from 2 exons. The record is from RefSeq and is a predicted model, not a curated record. NCBI's taxonomy places the organism in Eukaryota, Metazoa, Chordata, Chondrichthyes, Orectolobiformes, Rhincodontidae. Gene Ontology annotation, molecular function: sulfotransferase activity; chondroitin-glucuronate 5-epimerase activity.
UGUGGGGGUGUGGGUCUAAUGCGGCCCAGUGCAGAGCCACAGUCACACACAGUGCUGCCCUGAAGAUGUAACAUGGCGUUAGCUGGCAGCGGGUGCUUGUUCCUGCUGCUGCUGUGCCACGGGCUGGCCGAGCGGUCUGGCCGCUGGGAGCGGAGCGGAGCGUCGGCAUCCGAGGGGCCGAAGCGGCUGCCUCACCCCUUGCUCUACUUCGACCCCCGCGACGUGAGCAAUCUGCGCCAGAAGUCCCACAGCAGCGGCCAUUCAGCCAUCACCCGGGCUAUCAGGAACGCUGUUGGUACCAUGUUGGGCAAACCCAGCUUCUACCUCCCCCCCAGUGACUACCUCAGCUUCUCUGCCAAGUGGAACGAGGUCUAUGGCAACAACCUUGGGGUGCUGUCCCUCUAUUGCCUCCUGUACCCAGAGGACCAGGCAGCUCUAGACUUCACCCUGGACUAUAUGGACCGGAUGGCCAGUUACCCUCAGUGGCAGGUCAGGGUGGCACCCAACGACGAGGUGCCAGUCGCCCACUCCCUGACUGGCUUUGCCACGGCUUUUGACUUCCUCUACCCGUCCCUGGAUGCAGCCCGGAGGCAGAGCUACCUGGAGAAGAUCCAUGGGGUCACCAAGGAGCUGUACGAAUUCUCCAAGUACCGGGCUUGGGGUAAACACUACCUGCAUAACCACCAAGCAACCAACAUUGUGGCACUGCUGGUGGGCGCUCUGGUGCUGAGCCCCCACCGGCCCCAGACUGCCCUGUUGUGCAAGCAGAUCGCCGUCGAUGUGAUGGAGAAGACCAUGUUCCUGCUCGACCAUGUUGUGGACGGCUCCCUGGAUGAAGGUGUUGCCUAUGGCAGCUACACCGCCCGCUCCAUCACCCAGUACGUGGCCCUGGCGCUGCGCCACUUCCACCUCAACCACACCGGGAGCCCCUGGCUGAAGCAGCAUUUCUGGUUCUACUACGCCACCCUGUUGCCUGGCUUCCAGAGGACUGUGGGCAUCGCUGAUUCCAACUACAACUGGUUCUAUGGCCCAGAGAGCCAGCUCGCUUUUCUGGACAGGUACGUGCUGAGGAACGGCAGUGGGAACUGGCUGGCCAAGCAGAUCAGGAAGCACCGUGCCAAGGACGGCCCGAUGGAGCCCUCCAGCGCCCACAAGUGGUGUACGCUCCACACCGAAUACAUCUGGUACGACCCGGAGCUGACCCCACAGCCGCCCGCCCAUCACGGCACGCCCCGCCUCCACGUCUUCUCCAACUGGGGGGUGGUCACUUACGGGGGCGGCUUGCCCAACGAGCCGGGCAACACCUUCGUCUCGUUCAAGUCGGGGAAGCUGGGAGGGCGGGCGGUCUACGGGAUUGUCCACGAGAGCCCGUACUCGUGGAUUGACGGCUGGAGGAACUUCAACCCGGGCCACGAGCACCCAGACCAGAACUCCUUCACCUUUGCCCCCGGCGGCCAAGUCUUUGUGUCCGAGGCUCUGUACGGGCCCAAGUACAGCCACCUAAACAAUGUGCUGGUCUUCUCACCAUCUCCCAGCAGUCAGUGCAACCAGCCCUGGGAGGGCCAGCUGGGUGAGUGCGGCCAAUGGCUCAACUGGAUGGUGGGUGAGGCUGGCAACUCGGCGGGUGAGCUGGUGACCGCCACUCAGGAUGGAGGAAUGCUGUUCACCAGCGGGGAGGCAGCUCCCGCCUACUCCUCCGCCAUGGGCCUUCAGAGUGUCUACCGUGCCGUGUUGCUGCUAAGCCCCCAGGUCCUGCUGGUGGUGGAUCACAUCGAGAAGCGCCAAGGCUCCCCGCUCCAGCUGGUCAGCGCCUUCUUCCACAACCUGGACAUUGACUUCAAGUACGUGGCUCACCAGGCGGCUGGUCACCUCAAUGGCGCCAUGAUGGACGUCUGGGACGCUCAGUAUGCCAUGUUCUGGUUCGACCACCGCGGGGGAAGCCCAGCCCCCCGCAUCCAGGAGGCCGAGCAGGUGGCGGAGUUCAAGAAGCGCUGGACGCAGUACGUCAAUGUGACCUUCCCGCUGGGCGAGCGGUUCACACGCAUUGCCUACGUCUUCCAUGGGCCUUGGGCCCGUGUCACCGACUGCCGCUUCGCCGACGACUCAGCCCGCGGCCUCAGGCUGGUGCUGACCGUCAACGACACCGAGCUGCUGGUCUCCGUGGCCACCCAGCACAGCGACCCCACCGCCCGCUUCCGCUACCUGGGUUUCGGGGGCUACGCCAAGGUGGAAGAAGGACGGCGGGUGACCAGGUUCGGUUUCGGGUCAGCUCCGUCCGGGGGCCCCGGGAGGCCCGUGCCCACUUUCCUCCGCUUCGGGCCUGCGUUGAGGAGCCUCCUGGGUGCCGGCCUGUGCCUCGGCCUGGCGCUGGUGGCUGCCCAUUGGAAACUCUGCAUCUCCUUCGGGCGCCUGCUGCGCCUGGCCUUGUUGGCGCUCAUCACCCUGUGGUUCCUGGAGCUGGUGGUGCUGUGGGGCACGUGCUCCAGGCCCCCGUGCGGAAUGGCCUGGACCGGGGCUGGGGACAGUGCCGAGGGAGGAGGAGGACCCUCCGAGCAGUGGGAUGAUGGCCUGGGGAAAAUGUCGCCGGUGGUGGUCACCUCGCUGCCGGGCUCAGGGGCCGAAAUCCUGAGGCACCUCUUUGCCAACAGCACCGAUUUUGUCUACAUUAGGGUCCCUACGGAGCACCUCGACCUGCCCGAGGUGGAGUUCGAGUUUGACUCCUUCGUCGACGCCUGCGAGUGGAGGGAGUCGGACGCGCGGGCGGGACGUUACCGUCUGAUCCAGGGCUGGCUCCAGUCCCUGGUCCACAACACCAAGCUGCACCUACAGAACAUCGCCCUGCAUGGCCCGCCCAGGGGAGCUCCGCCAGCCAACAAUAGCCCCCCACUCAGGAAGAGGAAAGCCCGCAGGAAGGUUGACCAGAGCUCCAAGUACAAGGAAAACCUGGAGAGGGAUGCGGAAUAUGUCAUGGGGCUGAGGAGGCACCUCGCCUCCUAUCCCAAUGCCCGGGUGGUCCUCAGUUUGAGCAGCGGGAGCUGGACGCUGAAACUGCCCUUUGUGCAGGCCGUGAUUGGAUCUUCAAUGAGGGCCCUGUAUGUGGUGAGGGAUCCUCGUGCUUGGGUCUACUCCCUGCUCUAUAACAGCAAGCCCAGCCUUUAUUCCCUGAGGAACGUGCCCCAGCACUUGGCCAUGCUCUUCAGAGAAGACCAGCGAAAGGAGCGAUGUGACCCAAACUCCGGCUAUGCCUUUGAGUACGAAUCCCUCCGGAGGCAGUUCUCAUCGGCGGCCAAAGACCCGGUGACCCUCCUGGCUCACCUCUGGCUCGCAAACACCAGGGCGACACUGAGGGUAAACAAGAAGCUGUCGCCCGGCAACUACCACCUGCUGAAAUUUGAGGACCUCGUCGAGGCCCCUCAGGAAACGGCCGAGAGAAUCUACACCUUCCUGGGUUUUGUCCUCCCCCCGGCUGCCCUGAACCGCAUCCUUUUCGCCACCUCGACCAACCUGUUUCACCUACCGUUUGAGGGCGAGGUCUCUCCCAGCAGCCUCCAUGCCUGGAGGGACAGGAUGCCCCAGAAGGACAUCAGGCUCAUUGAGGACACGUGCUGGUCAGUCAUGAGCGAACUCGGCUAUACCAGGUCGACCAGCUGAGAGCUCUGCUCACCGGGGGCGGGGCUGUCUCCAAAGCCCUGGCAUAAAGACGUUGAACGGGCCAGGAAAGUUGCGGCCAAGUUGGACAAAUCGGCGUCUCAAGGCGCAGAACAACGGGGUGUGUUGUGUUGUCUGCUGGGCACAGUGCUUUCAAAGUAAUUGUAGCCGACAGGAUCUUGCAGAGGGAAUGGUGGACUUGGUGGGGGACUUUCAACACAGGAGGAAAGGCAGAGACUGGGGCAUAUUUUUAGGAACAGGAUGGAAAGGUCGAAGUAAUCUUGCAGCAUGAAUCAUUAAUAAUGUGAUAGCAUUAAUCACAUAGAGCUAAAACUCAAGACUGUGCUGUUCAAUCGAACCCAUUAAGUGAUAAUUAUCUGCAGAUGCUGUUCCAUUUCUCUGUCGCCAGUUCUUAUGCUCCUGGGCCUGAGACACGUUUGCCAAAUUGUCUAAGAAAGCAAUCUGACCUGGCUGCUCCUGAGAAUUUUACGAGCAAAAAAAUAAGAUCUCUGGCUCAGUGGGAGUUCUACUGUCAUCCACAGUGCUCGCGGUUUAUCAUUUCCAAGAAUGGCAGUGUUGGGGUGCACCGUGGGGAAGCCUUGAAAAAUGUACGGAAUCCAUAAAACUUGUGGUUACCAAAAUGAAUUGAAACAUUGGCCAAUAUAGUGAGUCUUAAACUGUCAUGGGCGGUGAGGGUGAGUGAUUGAUCGUGUCAGAGGGGCCUCGUUUCAGGUAAUGUUAAUGCCACGAUGAAUGAACAUUGACAGGACAGGUUUCUGACACUGGGUGCGAUUUGGCUUUUUGGGUUAGAGCUUGUUUGUUGUACAGUUCUUGAAGGAGCAAAUGUCACCGUGUCACACCAUUCCCAAAAUGUCAGUGAGAAGUUUGAACCUGAAGAUUUGUCUUUUUCUCUUCAGCUCCCUGCCUCUCAUGACAUCGUUGAAAAGCGGGGAAGGAGACAGGACCUUGACAGGAAACUCUACCUUUUCUAGCACUGACACGAUGGGACAAAUGGCCUCUCUGUGUUGCUAUUAGUUAGAUUCUAUAGGUAAAAUUCUCCCAGGGCUCUUUCUGUUAAAAGUGUUUGGGGGGCAAUGAAUAACUCGCCAAUCCCUUACUGCCAAGAAAACACAUUCAGUCAGCUCCCAGAAUGAGGGCAAGCUUUUCAGCUAAUCACAGGCCUCAAUGCUGGCCUGAGAUGUUGCUAUCCAAUAAGAGGCUAGCAAUGUCUUGGACUAACCCCUGCCCCACCUCCCCCAUUCUGGUAUGGCUUGUCAUGAGGUGAUCCAAUGAUAGUAAGGCAAGUAAAUUUUAUACUCCUCUCAUGGAGUUGGGGGUCAUAACGAGGGGGUUUAAGGGGUUGGGUCCGUUCCUCUGAUGGCUCCCACCUUGGUAUAACUGGAGUCCCCACCCUCAGCAUUAUCUGGCAGUUACAUGAUUUCUCAGUCAGGAAUCCAGCUGCCAUAAUCAUCCACUGGAGCAGGGUUGUGGGGGGUGGGGAUGUAGGUGGCAGCUGAUUGGAGAGGCAGUGCGUUGAGGUCCUCAAUUGGCCAAUAAUUGGUCAUUUUGGAGGUUUCAUGGUAUCAUGUUAAGGUGACGAAAGAGGCCAUUUGGUCCAUCAUGUCUGCACCAGAAGAUCAAAUGAGCAUCAAGACUGAGUACCAUCCCCCUGCCUUUUUUUCCCAUAUCCUUGCACCUUAUUUUGUAUCUAAACAAUCAUCCAAUGGCCCUUUUUAAUUGAACCAGCUUCCACCACAUUUGCAGGCAGUGUAUUCCAUACCCUAAUUGUUCGCUGUGUGAAAAUGUUAUUUCUCAUAUCACCCUUGCUUCGUUUGCACAUCAGCUUCAACCAUCUGCAAUGGUGUGAUUUGAACCCAUGAGUCCAUGUUCCCCUGAACAUUAGCAUGAGUCUCUGGAUACUGAAUGCAGUAACAUUACUGCUAUGUCACUGCCUCAACCAAACUGCAAUGCUUUUCCUGAAAUGGUGCUGGAAGCAGAAUCGAAAGGAUCUUUUUUAAAGCUAUUACGAAGGGGCAUAGUUUUAAAGUGAGUGGAGGUAGAUAUAGGGGAGACAUCAGAGGUAGGUUCUUUACCCAGAGAGUGGUCAGGGCGUGGAAUGCAU